AUGGCCGCUGGGGACAGCCACCCGGAGAGCCCGGGCUUCUCCAUAGAGGCCCGCGCCGCCGUGGCCGUCCUGGCGAUCUUGCUUAUCUACUGGCUCGUUCAGAGGUUAUUCAGGAGUGGCUCGGGCUCACGCGGGUCCUCCAUGCUUUUGGUGGGGCCAUCUGGAGCUGGCAAGACUGUUUUAUUCCUCCAGCUGAAAGAGGGAGACACACUUAAUGGUACCGUGACAUCAAUGGAUGAGAAUGAAGGCACUUUCAGGCCGAAGGCAGAGGGUGCAGAUGGCAUAGACAGCGCUGUGCACUUUGUGGAUCUUCCAGGCCACCCACGGCUGAAACACAAGCUAGAGAAGUACAUUGGCGGGGCUGCGGGCAUUGUUUUCAUGUUGGAUGCCACUGACUUCAUGCCCCAUAGCAAGGAUAUUGCAGAGCAGCUGUAUGAUCUGUUGACUCAUCCUGUCUUCCGCAACCACCACAUCCCGCUCCUCCUGGCCUGCAACAAGGCAGACCUUGGAGCCAAGGCCCACACUGACAACUUCAUUGUCAAACUUUUAGAGAGGGAAAUCGAGAACCUUCGAUCUACACAGAGCACAUUGGAGGGAGAGGGCCGGCGCACACCUAUCGGAAAGGAGGGAGAGGCAUUCUCUUUCAAGCACGUUGUCUCGAAGGUUGCGGUGGCCAAGAUUUCUGCCAUCACAGGCGACAUCGGACCUGUGCUGCAAUUCACCCGGGAGUGCGUCAAGUUGUGA
Molecule: messenger RNA, 744 nt
Organism: Ostreobium quekettii
Lineage: Eukaryota; Viridiplantae; Chlorophyta; Ulvophyceae; Bryopsidales; Ostreobiaceae
Source: the annotation of a GenBank genome assembly